ACACCUCCCAGUUUAGACAGUGGGUCAGUGUUUUAGGUUUCAGCAAGAAAUGGGUUGUUGCUGCCCCAGAAAGGUGAUAGUUGACUCUCAGGAUAAUGAGAGGCGUCCAUUAGUAUUAUCAGUAACAGUUCCUGCAGCACCACAAAGCACAGGAUUAGUAGAGAGUCAAAUCCACAACCAGCAACCCUCACCUCCUAACACUCAGCCUCAGGUAGCAGCAGCAGCAGCAGCAGCAACUCUGCCUCCCUCUGCCUUUAAAUACCUCGACAGGAGAGAGCAGCAACGGGUAGAGCUCCCUAACCUCCACGAUGAUGCCCCUCAACUACAACAGAAAUUCAGCGAUAUAUGUCAACUCUACAACGAUACCAUUUACACAAACAUGGAGAAGCUAUGCGAGUGUGUGGCCCUUUUCAAACGCACACUUGGAGUAUCCAGUCAACUUCACAUGAGGGAAUGCUUUAGAAACUGGCGCUCGCGUAUAAUAAACCCGGUGUUUAGAGUAACCCUCACAGACGAUAAAAAACUAGUCAAAGAAAUAGUUGUGAGGGCAGAGCGAGGUAACAUACCUCAAGAGAUUUGGGAGGCACAGAAAUACAUACGAGAGACACUUGACAUCUCAAUUGUCUUCCUCAGCCAGUAUCGGUUCAUAGAGCAAUCGGUUAAUGAGGGAUUGCACAAAGCUAGGAAGCUGUUAUCUGAUGCAGCUGCUAACAAGUCAUUGGAACCUCCCGUCUUAGAGAAAGCCCAAUCUUUAUUGGAACAGUAUCAGUUUGCCUUUGGACAGAUGUCAAGAUUUAAUGACGAGGUGACACACUUAAUGAAUGAGAUUAAAGACUCAGUUGAUGCAUUGAGAGAUUAACUUAUUAUUAUUAUUAUGGUGUGGAAAAUGGCGUGGGAUUGAGUAUAUGUGUGCAUUAUUAUUAUUAUUAUUCUAUUAAUUAAUAUUAUUAUUAUUUCCAUUGUGUAACCCACAAUAUAUUAUGUAUGAUUAUUCCUGUACAAUUUUGGGCAUCUUUUAAUUUUAUUGAUACAACUAUAAAUGAAAUGACAAAUAAUAAUUAUGAAGGAAGAAAAAAUAAAUGGGUCAGGUGCUACUGUAUAUCAUUUAA
Molecule: messenger RNA, 1109 nt
Organism: Amphimedon queenslandica
Lineage: Eukaryota; Metazoa; Porifera; Demospongiae; Haplosclerida; Niphatidae
Exons: 2
Coding region: 50-859 (269 amino acids)
Source: RefSeq, a predicted model, not a curated record